Molecule: messenger RNA, 3141 nt
Organism: Micropterus salmoides (largemouth bass)
Lineage: Eukaryota; Metazoa; Chordata; Actinopteri; Centrarchiformes; Centrarchidae
Product: peptidase M20 domain-containing protein 2-like
Exons: 7
Coding region: 80-1300 (406 amino acids)
Molecular function (GO): dipeptidase activity
Source: RefSeq, a predicted model, not a curated record
GGAAAAAAAGCACAGUGGUAGGCUACAUCUUCGCACAAUACCUACGUGUCUGAGUGAAACUUCAGGACUGUCAGACCACAUGGUGAAGCGACAGCAGAUGAAGGACACCCUCCAGCUGUGCAUAGACAGACGUAAAGACGAUCUGCAUAGUUUGGGUCGGGACAUUUGGAGCCGACCUGAACUCGCAGGAAACGAGACGCAUGCGCAUGAGAGGCUGGUCCGCUUCUUCUCGCAGGAGCAGACAUGGAGGGUCGAAAGUCACUACAAGCUACCGACCGCAUUCCGGGCCAUCUGGGGUCCGGUCGGUGGCGGGGAGGGCGAGCCGGUGCUGAACGUGGGGUUCCUGUGCGAGUACGACGCGCUGCCGGGUAUCGGGCACGCGUGCGGGCACAACCUGAUAGCAGAGGUGGGAGCUGCCGCUGCUGUAGGGCUGAAAGCUGCUUUGGAAAACCAGACUGAACUCCCUGUCCCAGUGAAGAUAACUGUUCUGGGAACUCCUGCAGAGGAGGCUAUAGGAGGAAAGCUUGAUCUGAUCAAGGCGGGGGCCUUCGCUGACAUCGACCUCGUCUUCAUGGCUCACCCUGCUCAGCAAGAUGCUUCAUUCCUGCCCUGCGUCGCACUCGAUGAGAUAUCAGUGAAGUACCACGGGAAGGCAUCUCAUGCUUCUGCAUACCCUUGGGAGGGGGUGAAUGCCCUGGAUGCUGCUGUGCUGGCCUACAACAACCUCUCUGCACUCAGACAGCAGCUCAAACCGGAGUGGAGGCUUCAUGGCAUCAUCAAACAUGGAGGGGUGAAGCCAAACAUCAUCCCUGCCUACUCGGAGUUAGAGUUUUAUCUGCGCACACCGCUGGUUAAGGAUCUUUGUGACCUGAAGGCCAAAGCGGAGGCAUGCUUCAGGGCAGCGGCUGUUGCCACAGGCUGCCAAGUGGAGAUAGUCUACCCCACAGGUGCCUACUAUAACAUUCUGCCUAAUGCUACUUUGGCUAGCCUAUAUGAAAGUAAUGGAAAAGCUUUGGGGAUUCAGUUUCCAGAGGAGCCAGCCAACUUCUCUGGUUCUACAGACUUUGGCAACGUAUCAUUCAUCGUCCCUGGUAUCCACCCUUUCUUUUACAUCUGCACUGACGCGUUAAACCACACUGAGGACUACACCGAAGCAGCAGGAGCUGAAAAGGCCCAGUUGUUCACCCUGAGGACAGCCAAAGCCCUGGCUAUGACAGCUGUGGAUGUAGUGUGCUGCCCUGUUCUGCUGAGGCAAGUGAGAGAGGACUUCAGCCUCGCCAAACUGAAACAGGAGAAAUGACUAGAAGAGAAUGAUACAGCUUUAACAGCUCCAUAAAAACAAUGAUUUUAAAACAGAAACUAUAGGAAAACAAUAUUAGUUAGCCUUUUGGCUAACACUGGCACAUAGACAGUGAUGUUGAUCAGUGUGCAUUGGUAGAAAAUGUCUCACCAUAUAAAUACUUAGGCACUCUUUUUGAUGACCAUCUUGAAUUUGAUAGAAACACCACCGCCAUUGUGAAGAGGGGACAAUCUCCUCUAUCUUCUCCGCAAACUAAACUCCUUUUCUGUCAUGGUGGUCAUCCUGUGUAGAUUUUAUCUUUAUUUUUUAUCUUUUAUUUUUUUAUCUUUUAUUGAGAGUCUUUUAAGUUUUUCUUUUAUCUGUUGGUUUCACAGUCUGACAGUUAAAGACAGGAACAGUUUGAACAACAUUGUAAAGAUCUGUUCUAAAAUCAUCAGAGUGAAACAGAGAGACCUUAAUGCCUUCUAUAACCAACAAAUAGUCUGGAAGGCAAUAAGUAUUUUCCUCUGGCAGGUGAAUUCUCUCUGUUGCCUUCUGGACGUCAUCAUGCACUACCUGUGUGCAAGACGCCACUCCAAAUCUUUUAUUCCUUCGGCAAUCAGACUUUUAAACUCCCUGUAGGUCCUUUUUUGGGGUUUCAAAUGUGCACAUACUGGCUGCUUGUAUGUUGUGAAUGUUGUGUGUUAUGUAUUGUUGCAAACAUGCUGCUCUUAACCAAUUGCCCCUAGUUGUAUUAAUAAAGUUGAUUGAAUAGAAUAGAAUUGUCCUUGAAAAAAUAACAGACACUUUAAAAACUAAAUUUUAGGUCAUUUUAUAGCUGUCAGUAUUGGUUGUGUUUGCCUUGAACUUAAGAGCCCACUUUGGCAAACCACAAUUCAACAGUUUCUAUGGUUAACCUUGAAGAAUAGAGCCAUAUAACUACUUCAGUGUGGUAAUAAUAUUUAUGACAACAGAGCUGCUGAGUAUCUCAUAGACAGUCUUUGCUGGGUUUGACAAACUCAUUCCCACUACACUAGUUUUACCGACUAUUCUUGCCGAGAUUCAAUACCAACAUGAGUACCUGCUUUUUUUAGGUGUUGUGGUGCCAGGAACAGAAAUACGUUACCUUUGCGCAUUAAAUUGAUGAUUAAGUAAAUAAUAAAUAAGGCAUAUGGGAAACUAAGAAGUGUAAGCUUAUCAUCCUAGUUAUAAUGUAAUGUAAUUUUUUAAAACAUUGGUCACAGAUCUAGUGAAAAUCAGGUUAUUUUUCCUUUUUAUGUCUUUCUGCUGCUGUGAUGCCUUUGUUCAUGUUUUUUUGAAGGAUGAUGGUGCACAAAGUUUGAAUUGUCACUGUACCCUCUGGGAAAUUACUUAAAUUUAAAAUAAUUAAAACAAAAGUUUUUUUUUAAAUAGAAAAAUUCUUCAGCAUAAUCCGCACUUUUGCCUGCUAGAAAUCAGAGAAAUUGUUUUUUUAAAAAUAGGCAUAAUGUGAUAUCCCUUAUGUCACAUGUGAGCAGUUAAUGGUAUUAUGGAACAUGUAGUUAAUAUGAAUGAUCAUCAGCAAUCAGACCUGUGCCAGAGAGAGAAGAGAGACCCUGUAGCUGGUAGCAAUCCAGUGUCAAAUAACUGUGAAAGCUUAUCCUGCAGCACUGUUUAAAUAUACUGUAUAGGAAGAAGCAGGAAAAUAGGAUUUGGGAUGAAGACUUUACAGGGCAUACCAGAAAGAUGUCACCAAAUGAAGAGUCUGUUUUGUGUGUAUUUAGUUGAUUUUUAUUGAUUGGUGUCUGCAGAAGCAAUAUUCAGGAGCCAUGCAUCUCAAUCCAUUUUCAUUUGUACAAAUUAAAUGUAUUACAUAAAGGAGA